Messenger RNA from Truncatella angustata, 1607 nucleotides. Its product is annotated as D-isomer specific 2-hydroxyacid dehydrogenase. The record is from RefSeq and is a predicted model, not a curated record. Bases 268 to 1485 code for a protein of 405 amino acids. Gene Ontology annotation, cellular component: cytosol. Gene Ontology annotation, molecular function: hydroxypyruvate reductase [NAD(P)H] activity; NAD binding; glyoxylate reductase (NADPH) activity. NCBI's taxonomy places the organism in Eukaryota, Fungi, Ascomycota, Sordariomycetes, Amphisphaeriales, Sporocadaceae. The transcript has a single exon.
UUAUAGCUGAUUGGGUAUCCCAGAAGCCAACUCUUUCAGGGUAAGAUGCCAGGAGACGUUGGGCGGUGAAGCAUCAUUGGGCGCAUGUUAUCGGCAACCCGCCGGCUUUGCGUCAUAAGAGGUCCAGCUUCUCCUGUUCGUAAGCUUCAUGCACUCGUCUCUGGUAUUGCUUUUUCCUUUGUGGUUUUUCCAUUUAUCAAAGAACACGUAGACAAUUAACCGCGAAAGAGAGAGAAAAGACCCUGUAACUUGACUCUCGCAAGUAUCAUGGCUGAACCCGUCAAUACACCAAUGCCCACAGCCCCGGGCACACCCAUAAGUGCGACCCCCCGGUCAACUUCCCCCGCACCAGGAGGGCCGCCGCCACUGCCGCCACUGCCCGCCAUAUCGCCGCCCACACCAGCCCCUGGGGGUCCGAAGCCCAUCGUCCUCCACAUCGGCGACCCGAUCAAGUACAACCCGGAGACCUACUCGCAGUUCUCCACCCUCUUCACCGUGGUACGGCCCCCGACGGCGGAACGGCAGCGCCCGGCCUUCAUCCAGGCCCUGCGGUCACGGAAAUGGGGCAACUUCCACGCCAUCUUCCGGCCCUUCUGGGGCACGGGCGGCGAGAUGGGCAGGUGGGACGAGGAGCUCAUCUCCCUGCUGCCGCCCACGGUGCAAGUCUUCGCGAGCGCGGGCGCGGGCUUCGACUGGGCCGACACGCGGCUCUUGGGCGAGAGGGGCAUAGUGUACUGCAACGGGGGGCUGGCGGCGGCCGAGGCCGUGGCUGAUUUCGCGGUGGCAUCGAUCAUCUCGACGUUCCGGGUGCUCCCGUACUGUAUUUCUUCUGCGGCGUCGGGGAACCGGCAGAUGUUUAACGAGUGUCACGAGACCGCGACGGGCCGGAGUCGGAAUCUGAGGACGCAGAGCCUGGGCCUGAUAGGUCUGGGGAACAUCGGGCAGCAGCUUGCGAAGAAGAUGGGGUUGGCGUUCGAUAUGGAGGUGUUGUACUAUGAUAUUGAGCGCAAGUCACCGGAGCUGGAGCAGCAACUCAGGGUGAAAUUCUGUCGGAACUUGGAGGAGCUGUGUCGGAAGAGUGACUGUGUUGUCCUCUGUACACCUUCGGGGGAUGGUACGCUCAUCAAUGAGGAUAGUCUCAAGUGGUUCAAACUUGGGUCACGGUUUGUGAAUAUUGCGCGGGGAAGUCUGGUGGAUGAGGAGGCACUGGCCAACGCCUUGGAGCAAGGCCGGCUCAGCAGUGCUGCGCUGGACGUUCACGCGGACGAGCCGAUGGUGCACGAGAGACUCCGAUCAUUGGCGGGUGACCAAUUACUGCUGACUUGCCACAACGCGGGAGGCACGGUUGAAACGCACAUCGGUUUUGAGGAACUGGCAAUGCGAAACAUUAUGGCAGUAUUGGGGCGAAAGCACCCGAUUACGCCAGUCAAUAUUCGGUGGCUGAGAAUUACACCAGAUAACUUGCAAUGGCUCAAAAUCGGUUGAUUGAGGUUGAAAAGCAGUUUCAUGUCACUGGAUCUGAACGACAAGAUCGGGAUGUAAUAGAUGUUCGAAGCAGGUGUAUAUAUUCAAAGAUUCGCCAGUUCACAGUUCAAACCCGCUAUUUG